This is a messenger RNA of Aspergillus homomorphus CBS 101889, 1693 nucleotides long. RefSeq names its product CENP-N/CHL4 family protein. The coding region runs from base 28 to 1509 and encodes 493 amino acids. The transcript is spliced from 2 exons. Lineage: Eukaryota; Fungi; Ascomycota; Eurotiomycetes; Eurotiales; Aspergillaceae. Gene Ontology annotation, biological process: CENP-A containing chromatin assembly; chromosome segregation. The record is from RefSeq and is a predicted model, not a curated record.
CAGCUCGCUUCUGGCGGACUAUGGAGUAUGUCUGUUGUCAUAAUGGCUCGGUUCAAGUCUAUUCGUGCACCAACAACUGCCAGUCUUCCUAACAACCUUCAUAUACCGUCUUCCAACCCGUCGCUUAUCAAGACGUUUGGCAAGCUUACUCGCCAGGCUUUACUUGACCUUGUUUUCCAGUGGCUCGAGGAUAGCAAUGUGCGGCAAUUUCCCCCGUAUCUUCAAGUCGACGAAGACGCCGAAGGAGAUGAGGAUGGCAACGAGGAAGGACUCCUUCCCUAUCCUGCCGAGCGCACUAUCAACGGUGUUCGCAACGCCUAUCAGGAACUGCAGUUUCGAAAGGGAGGAAAGCGUGAGGUCAUAGAUCGGAUCCUCGAAGGUGACUGGAGACAUGGCAUUACUCUACGCCAAUUGGCAAUGGUCGACCUGCGCUACAUGGACGACCACCCCGCAGGUUUGCGCUGGACAGCUCUAGAACUCUCUCGCAUCAACAGCUCACCCUCGAAUGACCUCUCCGCAUGCAUACCGCGUGUUCAUGCAUCGACCUUCCUGAGCAGCCUCCAGCAACAAAUUUCUCCCCUGGUGAAAGCACAUUAUCACCUUGCCCGGUCGACUUCUCUCCCCCUCACGGUGCUCCGCGUCUUCGUAGCCACCUCGCCUUACCAACUUGCCCCCCGCCAGGCGGUCGAAUCGCUCACUGACUCGGCCAGAAUCAUUUAUGUCGCUUUCCCAGACAGUUGUCCAUUCAUUUACACAUCCAUCGCCUCUUCCCCGACCGCAUCCAAGGCUAGCCGCGAUACACCCAACUCCCCAAUCGCAACCGACGCCCGCAGUCUCCAGCGCCUGGUGCGAGACGCCAUUCCCAAGGCCCUCUCCCUCCCCCACCACCGUUAUACCCUCAAGCCUACCUCCCUGACCGCUAAGAGUCUUGAAGCUCUCUUAGCCCUCCGGGGCCCCGGCCGAUCCAAUCGCGCCAACGGCGCAUUCAGCAUCUUCGCAGACGCCGCCUUGGAAGGAAGUCCACUCGAUCCGCGGCCAUCCAAUACUGUCUCCCCAGAUGAGCAUGUCCGCCAAUCGAUGUCAAUCCUCUCUAAAAAAUCCCGCGAUAAAGAAAACACUGCGACCGAUGAAAGGGGGAGUUCUACCAAGAAUGGACCACCACUUAAACGGUCUUCCACAGACACCAAAGCAGGCGGCAUAUCUAAGAGACGGACCCUAGCGCUGCAGUCCCGCUUCGGUACUUCGGGUACCUUAUCCUCUGCACCGCUCGAUCGGCUGGAUGUUCGGUUGCUCGAUGCCUUGCCAGGGGGUGCAACGGCAACAGAGCAGGUUCAACAGCCGACGAUCUCGCUUACAUUCACUGGUACGGAUGUGAUCGGUGGAGUUCACAAGCUUGCAGAGUUGGGUAUCAUCGAUGCGGAGAAAAUGCCUUCGUGGAUGACGGGUGAGGAGGGCGUCAGUGCUCUUAUGGUGAGGAAGGGGAAGAGAGUGCCCAGGGCCGAUGGGUGAGCUCAUUAGGGAUGAGCUACGCUUGUGCAUUUGAUGCAUUCUAAUAAUGUCAUAUGGGGUGCUGAAGCUGAGACAGGAACAGCGCUCGACCUCAAGAAGCCUAAAAACCAAGAUCGAAUCUAAUCGCGUUUCUUUACCUAUCCCGUGAUAGUACGGGAGCACCGUCAUUGCUGCAGAAAUGGGA